AUGCGCAUCGUCUCGAGCAUCCGCCGGCGGCUGACAAGCAAGCUUUGGUCAAGCCUCCGCAGCCUCCGCAGCAUCGCCAACCGCAGCCUCCUCGGCCGACACCGAGCGCGGCCGCCAAACGGCGUCGUGGUCUCGACCCGCCAGCGCGGCAAUCCAGUGCUGGCGGCCAUCAAGGCGGUGCCGUGGGCCUACGGCCCCACGACGGCCGACUUUCUGAUCCCGGACGGGGCGUGUGCGCUCUUCCUGUCGCUUCGGUACCACCUGCUGCACCCAAACUACCUUCUCGCGCGGCUGAGAGAGCUGCGCGAGCUCACGCCGCUGCGGCUGGUGCUCCUGCUCGUCGACUCGGAGGCGCCCGAGCGGCCCAUCCUCACCGUGCUGCAGCAGGCCACGGCGCACGAGUGCACGCUGCUGCUCGGCUGGUCGGUGGGCGAGGUGGCGCGGUACGUCGAGACGCUGCGCGCGUACGCCAAGAAGGGCGCGGAGUCGGACGGCACUUUCCUCGCCCAGCUGACGGACGUGCUGACCACCUCGCGCCUCGUCAACAAGACGGACGUCGCGACGCUCAACAACACCUUCGGCCCCAGACCCUCCUGCGAGCAAGCGCCCUGGCGACGAGGCGAGGGCUGA
Emiliania huxleyi CCMP1516 is the source of this 630-nucleotide messenger RNA. RefSeq lists its product as hypothetical. Gene Ontology annotation, biological process: UV-damage excision repair; nucleotide-excision repair; mitotic recombination. NCBI's taxonomy places the organism in Eukaryota, Haptophyta, Isochrysidales, Noelaerhabdaceae. Gene Ontology annotation, molecular function: damaged DNA binding; single-stranded DNA binding. Gene Ontology annotation, cellular component: nucleotide-excision repair factor 1 complex; nucleus; ERCC4-ERCC1 complex. Bases 1 to 630 code for a protein of 209 amino acids. The transcript has 4 exons. The record is from RefSeq and is a predicted model, not a curated record.